Messenger RNA from Ilex paraguariensis (yerba mate), 1476 nucleotides. The record is from the annotation of a GenBank genome assembly. NCBI's taxonomy places the organism in Eukaryota, Viridiplantae, Streptophyta, Magnoliopsida, Aquifoliales, Aquifoliaceae.
AUGGAUUCAAUUGUAUCUUGUGGAUGUGAUCGUCUCUUUUGGGUGGUUAUUAUGAUUUAUGUAUACAAUAUUCACCAUGACCGAAUUUCAGCUGUGCAGGUUAGUGUGGAUGGUAUGCUUUGCUGUACAAUUUCAAACGACCGUUCUGUGAAAAUAUAUGAUGUGGUCAAUUAUGAUAUGAUGGUCAUGAUACGUCUUCCAUUUGUACCUGCUGCUAUUGAAUGGGUUUAUAAACAAGGUGAUGUAAAAGCCAAGCUUGCUAUUAGUGACAGUGACUCCUCAUUUGUGCACAUAUAUGAUGCGCGAGCUGGUUCAAAUGAACCCAUUAUCUCUAGAGAGAUACACUUGGGCCCAGCAAAAGUUAUGAAGUACAAUCAUGUUUUUGACACGGUGAUUUCUGCCGAUGCCAAGGGAAUCAUUGAAUACUGGAGUCCUGCGACACUGCAGUUCCCAGAGAAUGGGAUGGGUUUUAGCUUGAAAAGUGAUACUAAUCUCUUUGAAAUUGUGAAAUGCAAAACAACUGUUUCUGCCAUUGAGGUGAGCCCAGAUGGUAAGCAAUUUUCCAUCACGUCACCUGACCGUAGAAUCCGUGUAUUUUGGUUUAGAACAGGCAAAUUAAGGCGAGUUUACGAUGAAUCUCUUGAGGUGGCCCAAGAUCUCCAGAGAAGUGAUGUUCCCUUAUACAGACUGGAAGCUAUUGAUUUUGGCCGAAGAAUGGCUGUAGAAAAAGAAUUUGAGAAAACAGAUAAUGUUCCCCAACCAAAUGCAGUUUUUGAUGAAAGCUCUAACUUUCUUAUAUAUGCAACCCUCCUUGGAAUAAAAGUCAUAAAUUUACAUACAAAUAAAGUUUCCCGAAUUCUUGGAAAGGUGGAGAACAAUGAUAGAUUCUUAAGGAUUGCGCUGUAUCAAGGUGACAGAAGCAGUAAAAAGGUAAGAAAAAUUCCUGCUGCUGCAGCAAAUGCCAAUGAAAGCAAAGAGCCUUUGACAGAUCCCACUCUCUUAUGCUGUGCUUUCAAGAAACACAGAAUCUAUUUGUUCAGUCGGAGGGAACCUGAGGAACCUGAAGAUGCUACCAAGGGAAGGGAUGUGUUCAAUGAAAAGCCUCCUGCUGAUGAACUUUUGGCUGUAUCAGAUUUGGGAAAGGCUGCUACGACAUCCCUUCCAGAUAAUGUUAUCAUGCAUACCUCUCUGGGUGACAUUCACAUGAAGCUUUACCCUGAGGAAUGUCCAAAAACGGUGGAAAACUUUACAACACACUGCAGGAAUGGCUAUUAUGACAAUCUCAUUUUUCACCGUGUUAUCAAAGGUUUUAUGAUACAAACAGGAGAUCCAUUAGGAGACGGCACUGGUGGGCAAUCAAUUUGGGGAAGAGAGUUUGAAGAUGAGUUCCACAAAAGACUAAAUGGUGAAUGCUGGGUUAUUGGUGGCCUUAAUCUUGCUGAAACUUCAAUUCGGAAAGUAAAGAUGCCUAUUUAG